AUGAAGUCAUCAGAGGUAUUAGCACGUCGCUUAACACCGAAACUGAUUAAGACCAAGUCACUUGCUGUUACCGAUGAAGAAGCAAGCGAUUUGUCUGUAACACGUUUAUCGAUUUCCAAUUCACUAACGAGCGUUCAUAAACAAUGUGAAGAUGAAGAUGCCGAAGCAACGAAUAAGCUAUUGGACAUCGGCCGCGUUGCUUCCUGGGCAGUUGGCUUUGAAAAAUUGCUCAAUGAUGAAAUGGGUUUAUAUGUAUUUACUGAAUUUCUCAAGAAAGAAUUUAGCCAAGAAAACAUACAAUUCUGGACGGAAUGCGAAAAAUUGAAAAAAUUCACAGAUCUCGACGAAGUUCGUUCGAAAGCAAAUAUGAUCUGGUCAACAUAUUUACAUGAUACAGAUGAUGGAUCAUGUCGAAUCAACAUUGACAGCCGAACACGACAAGAAUGUUACCAAUCACUAUUACACAAACCGAAUGCUCAUAUAUUCGAAAAGGCUCAAUCUCAGAUAUUUCAAUUGAUGAAACUCGAUUCAUAUACGAGGUUUCUGAAAUCCAACAUGUAUAAAGAAUGUAUUAUGAGUGAAAUGGAAGGCAAAUCGAUACCAUACACGAAACCUAGUCCACCACCACCGACCAAUAACGAAGACCGAUCGAAAUGCAACGACAGUCUUGGGAAGAUCAAAGAUGAAGAAAAGAAAGACAAGAAACGUAGUCCGCUUAUUCCUUGGACGAAAGCGUUUAUUAAAUGGAAACGCCUAUCAGGUUGGUCGAUAUUUUCAUUGAUUGUAUUCAUAAUUUCGAUUUGUUUAGCUGCGCCCGAGACAAUGUCAACCUCGGCGAUUAAACGUGAUACGUCCUCCUCAUCGUCCAGUAUUCCUCAAACUGCAAAUGCUAGUACAAAUACAUCAUUCUAUGACAAUUGCAAUAAAUCAGCAUCAGUUGAAUUAACACCAACGUUGAACUUCAAUAAGAUUCCAUCGACAGCAUCAUCCAUGUCUUUGCAAAGUCCAACAAAACCUCCAUUAACUCCGAUUGGAUAUGUAAAUAAAAUCACAAAGAUUAAUCAACAAGAUUCAUCAUUGGCAAAUCUCAUCAAUCGAGAUUUAAUGGACAAAAAACUCCUGAAUGAUUAUUCAUCAAUUGACACGUCGCGUUUUUGUCGUUUCAUAUUUCCCGAUUCGACAUCAGCUGUAGUGUUAACAGCACACGAAUCUCAAUCAAUUCAGCAGGCAAUUGAUCGCCUAUUUGCGAAACGAGGUAUCACCUGGUACCGAACAGAAUUAUAUACAGCUGAUCAGCAACACAUUGAUCUUCAAGACCCAUUGUCGAGUUUGAGUGGCAAAGAAAUUCAUGUCGAAUCUCGUAUUCUACUCCGUCUCGACUUUCCGAAUAAAACAAUUUGUGUUCGUUGUGAUCCGAAACGAACGCUUCUGAAAGUUCUGCAACCAAUCUUCGAAAAACUCAGAUAUUCUAUGCGACAAUAUGUUUUCUAUGCUAAUGAUUCAUUAGUUCCAUUGAAUGUCAACGAAUUAGUUGGUUGUUACGAUAAUCAAAGAAUAUUUGCCGUAGAAAAAACAGCAUCACUCAUCGAUUUAUCACCUCGACAGAAGAAUCGAACAACAAGUGAUAUCUUCGACAUGAUCUCGGAAAAUGAUGAAGAUAUUAAUUUUGAUGAAUAUGGCAUUCUAAAAGUUGUUACACAAACGAAAGCAACGAUUGUUGUCUCAACUGAUGAUUGCGUUCAUUUGUCAACACCCGAAGUAUCACCGUCGUCUCAUGAAUAUACAAAAACAUUUGUUGGACCCAAACGAUGA
Molecule: messenger RNA, 1812 nt
Organism: Adineta ricciae
Lineage: Eukaryota; Metazoa; Rotifera; Eurotatoria; Adinetida; Adinetidae
Source: the annotation of a GenBank genome assembly